AAGAGAUGACAGCAUGGACAGAAGAAGAAUGCAGAGGCUUUGAACAUGCGCUUCUGAUUUAUGGAAAAGACUUUCAUCUCAUACAGAAAAACAAGGUAAGAACCAGAACAGUUGCUGAGUGUGUGGCUUUCUAUUACAUGUGGAAAAAGUCAGAACGUUAUGAUUACUUUGCUCAGCAAACAAGAUUUGGAAAGAAGAGAUAUAACCAUCAUCCAGGAGUUACGGACUACAUGGAUCGUUUGGUAGAUGAAGCAGAAGCCCUUGGUGGAGCAGUACAUUCUUCAGUCUUAACAUCUAAUACUCAGACAGAAACCAUUCCUGAUCACCAGCUAAGCAUUCUGAACUCUAUCGCUGCCAAUGAGUUGACAGCAUUGACAAACAGUGUAGCUACAGUCUGCCACACUUCAGAUGUUAACUGCCUAGAUGAUGCCUUUCCUCCUAUGGACAGCUUACCUCGAGCACCAGUUAAUCAUGUGCCUGUUGGAACAGAAGAAUUGCUAAACUUGCCUAGCAAUGGUGACAGUGAUUGUUUUAAUUUAUUUGAGACUGGCUUUUAUCAUUCAGAGCUAAACCAAAUGAACAUGUGCAGUGAGGAGACAGAAAGACCUGCAAAGAGAUUGAAAAUGGGAAUUGCUGUCCCAGAAUCCUUCAUGAAUGAUGUCUCUGUCAAUAACCUCGGUGUGGACUUUGAGAACCACACACACCAUAUUACCAGUGCCAAAAUGGCUGUUUCAGUGGCUGACUUCAGCAGUCUAUCUCCAAAUGAGACAAAUGGUUUUAUUAACACCCAUGCUCUUCACCAACAUACUGCCCUUCACUCAGAAUGA
Molecule: messenger RNA, 827 nt
Organism: Mesitornis unicolor (brown roatelo)
Lineage: Eukaryota; Metazoa; Chordata; Aves; Mesitornithiformes; Mesitornithidae
Product: mesoderm induction early response protein 3-like
Exons: 4
Biological process (GO): negative regulation of transcription by RNA polymerase II
Cellular component (GO): nucleoplasm
Molecular function (GO): transcription corepressor activity; histone deacetylase binding
Source: RefSeq, a predicted model, not a curated record